CAUUUAUUUCUCAGCGUGUGGAAUAUUGGUAUAUGUAAUUAGAAUGAGUUGAGAGUCAAUGAUUCAAUAUCUCACUAGUCACUAUCCGCAGAAGUAAAGAACAAGCUUACAGUAAAGACCAAGUGAGUGGCAUUUCAUAGUCGUUGCAUUGAUGAACUGAUAGACAUGCCGAUCAAGAAUAACACUGCUGGUUUAAUAAAAUGAUAGCUGUCACUUUUACACUUCAAUCUGAUAAAGUUCUACUCUAAGUGACUGCAAAAUCUUGUGGCUAUUAUCUCACCGAGAUAAGAGCAGAACCGCACAUUUUAUAAUAAAUUCUUAUAGUUAUACACUGAAAUAUCCUACAAGUUAUGCUCAGCCUUCGAAUAGUCUUAUAACAAGAAUGCAUCACUUACUUUCAUUGAGUAAAUCAUUAACAAUUCUGUUAUUAUUAGACUUAUUUGAGUCUAUGUAUUGUGAUUGGAACACUCUAUAAACCCAUGGGAGUCCUUCAGUAUAUUCCUAUUGAGCUAGUUUAGUCUGUUUAUUGGGGAGAAUAUGUGCAGUAGAGCUAUUCUUCUUUCUUAUGAGAAAUCACAAGUAUUGCAAUUCAGUGACAUUUAUUUCUCAGCGUGUGGAAUAUUGGUAUAAUUGGAAUGAGUUUAGACUUUCGAGUCGAUGAGUCGAUAUGUCACUAGUCACUAUCCGUGGAAGUUAAAGACCAAGUCAAUGGCUAGUUGUUGCAGUGACGAACUAGUAGACAUGCCAGUCAAGAAUAUCACUGUUGUUGAAUAAAAUGAUAGCUGUCAGUUUUACACUUCAAUUUGGUAAAGUUCUACACUAAGUGACAACAAAAUCUUGUGGUAUUAUCUCACCGAGGUAAGAGCAUGACGACGCAUUUUAUGAUGAAAUUCUUAUUAGUUAUACACUGAAAUGUCCUAAAAGUUUGCUCAGCCUUCAAAUAGUCUUAUUUACAAGAAUGGUUCACUUACUUUCAUUGAGUAAUCACUAACAAUUCUGUUACUAUUAGACUUAUUUGUAUCUGUGUAUGGUGAUUACAUAAAAACUCUUUUAACUUGCUAUAAGAACAAUCUUAUAAAGAUAAUGAUCCAAUUUCAAACUGCUAUUCUUGUAAGCUGGCAUUAUAAACCCAUGGAAGUUCUUUGGCUUAUUUCCUGUUGUGCUUGUUUACUCUGUUUACUGGGGAGAAUAUGUGCAGUGUCCCAUCGCAUCAGUCGAUCUCAAACUCUAAUUGAUGGCGAGAGCUUAGCUUCUGAAGAGGGAACUUUUGAACUUGGUUUCUUUAGUCCAGGCAGUUCAACACACCGGUACUUGGGCAUUUGGUAUAAGAAUAUUCCCAUCAGAACUGUUGUUUGGGUGGCAAACAGGAAAACCCCAAUUAAAGAUCGUACUGGAGUAUUCACGAUAAACAGCACAGGCAGUAUCGUGGUUACCAGUAGGACUAGUGCUGAUAUUUGGUCAACAAAUUCAUUCAAGGAUGCUAAAUCUCCUGCUUUACAGCUUUUAGAUUCAGGGGAUCUUAUCCUAAGAGAUGAGAAGGGCACUAACUCAGAUUUUUAUCUGUGGAAGAGCUUUGAUUACCCUUCUGAUACACUGUUACCUGGAAUGAAGCUUGGAUGGGAUUUACGAACGGGUCUUAAUCGACAACUCUCUUCGUGGAGGAACUCUGAUGAUCCCUCCCCUGGAGAAUUACGUAAUGGGAUAGAGCUUCAUGAAUUUCCCCAGGCAGUUAUAUGGAAGGCCACCAAGAAGUACUUCCGCAGUGGUCCAUGGAAUGGAGAACGAUUUAGUGGUGCUCCUUAAUUGAGGGUGGAUCCGGUAUUCAAUUACAGCUUUAUAUCUAACAAAGAUGAAGUGUACUACGCCUACCAGCUGAAAAACAAGUCUGUCAUUUCAAGGUUGGUUUUGAAUGAUACAAGCUCUUCUCGACAGCGGUAUGUGUGGGUGGAAGCUGAUCAAGCCUGGAAGCUCUAUGCAUCAGUGCCACGUGAUUAUUGCGACAUUUAUGACCUUUGUGGUGCGAAUGGAGUUUGUGUAAUCAGUGACUCACCUGUUUGUCAAUGCUUGGAAGGUUUUGAACCAAAAUCACCAGAUAGCUGGAACUUGAUGGACUGGUCGGAGGGAUGCAUUCUUAGCAAGCCAUUUAGCUGUCAGAAUAAGGAAGUUUUUUUCAAAUUCUCUGAGCUGAAACUGCCAAAUACCACCAAAUCUUGGGUAACUGGUACUAGGAAUCUUCAAGAGUGCAGGGAAGCAUGCUUCAAAAAUUGUUCGUGUAUGGCUUACUCAAACUCAGAUGUUAGAGGACAAGGAAGUGGAUGUCUCCUAUGGUUCCACGAUCUGCUAGAUAUUCGGCAGGUUCCAAAUGGAGGCCAGGACCUGUAUAUACGAAUCGAAGCUUCAAAACAAGCUGGAAUACAUGUGGUUAAUGCAAUCUUAAUUAGUCUAAUCACCAUGGCUGUUCUUUUUGGGUUGGUUCUCCUCUGCUACUAUCUUUCUUGGAGGAAUACGAAGGCCAGAGGAUCCUAUUCCAAAAAAUUGAACGAUAUUUUACCAACCACUGUUUUGGUAACAGGGAUAAGUGGACAAGUUGAUCGGACCAGUGAAGGCCCAAAAGAAGACCUAGAGCUACCCUUUUUUGACUUGGCAACAAUGGCUAAUGCUACUGAUAACUUUUCAUUAAACAACAAACUUGAGGAAGGAGGAUUUGGACCUGUUUACAAGUAGAUGGACAGGAAAUCGCUGUGAAGAGGCUUUCCAAGAGGUCUGGACAAGGAUUGAAUGAAUUCAAAAAUGAAGUGAAGCUGGUAGCAAAACUUCAGCAUCGAAAUCUCGUAAAGCUCGUUGGAAGUUGUAUUGAUGAUGAAGAGAAGAUGUUGAUCUACGAAUACAUGGCUAAUGGGAGCUUGGAUUCUUUUGUUUUUGGUUUGUACCUUCAGAGAAGAGUUCCUAUAUCUAUCGCGUUAGCCCUGAAUGAAAGUUUUAGUUAGAGAAUUGGACUAACUUAACUCUGAACUGCUAGAUCAAACAAGGCGUAAACAAUUGGGCUGGUCAAAGUUCUUCCAGAUCAUCGAUGGAAUUGCACGUGGGCUUCUCUACCUUCAUCAGGAUUCGAGAUUGCAAAUUAUGCACAGAGAUCUGAAAGCAAGUAAUGUGUUGCUUGAUGCUGAGCUGAACCUAAAGAUUUCCGACUCUGGUUUGGGAGAACCUUUCAAGGAGAUCAGUGCGGAGACAACACGGAAAGGGUUGUCGGAACUUUUGGCUAUAUGGCUCCGGAAUAUGCGCUGAUGUCUUCAGUUUCGGUAUGCUAAUGUUGGAAAUCAUAAUCGGAAAGAAGAAUAGACGCUUCCGUCAUCCACAUCAUCAUCACGGUCUUAUAGAAUAUGCAUGGAGAAUGUGGAUGGAAGGGACACCCCUCGCGUUAGUUGAUUCCUCGUUAGAGGACACACGAUCUUAUGUUUGAAAUAUCGCGGUGCAUUCAUGUUAGUCUGUUAUGUGUCCAGCAGAUCCCUGAAGACAGACCAAAUAUGUCGGUCGUGGUUCUGAUGUUGAAUGGAGAGAGUAUACUACCACAGCCAAGACAACCUGGUUUUCUGAAGUUACUUC
This is a messenger RNA of Solanum pennellii, 3603 nucleotides long. Its product is annotated as S-locus-specific glycoprotein S13-like. The transcript is spliced from 6 exons. The record is from RefSeq and is a predicted model, not a curated record. Lineage: Eukaryota; Viridiplantae; Streptophyta; Magnoliopsida; Solanales; Solanaceae. Gene Ontology annotation, biological process: recognition of pollen.